Oreochromis niloticus (Nile tilapia) is the source of this 1640-nucleotide messenger RNA. RefSeq names its product nucleoredoxin like 1 (gene nxnl1). Gene Ontology annotation, biological process: photoreceptor cell maintenance. Lineage: Eukaryota; Metazoa; Chordata; Actinopteri; Cichliformes; Cichlidae. The transcript has 4 exons. Bases 464 to 1147 code for a protein of 227 amino acids. Gene Ontology annotation, cellular component: mitochondrion. The record is from RefSeq and is a predicted model, not a curated record.
CUGCGGUUCUGCUAUUCCAUUAGUUACUGAAUGUUAAAGGUCUCACAGUGGCUCACUUCAUUAAGGUUCUUUUUCUUCUUUUAAGCAUGUCUCUCAUUCUGUAAUUUCUUCGCUCUUUAUUCAGACAGACUUGAUUGUUCAGUCACUGCUUUCACAUACACACACCAUCAGUGCGAGCACUUCAUGUUCCUUGUCCCUCUGUCACCUUGUCUUUCAAUCCCUCCCUCCCAGACAUAUGAGGGGAGGUGGAGAGCAGAGACACAAAAGAAGAGGUAGUGAGCAGCUACUGCCACCAAGGUGAAGGCGAAUGAGUGAAUGCGAUACGAACUGGCAGACUGGGAAGUGAUUCUAGUGUGAUAAAGGAAGAGGUGAAAAGAAAUAUAAGGCUAGAUUUUGAAGGCUAUUUUCUUUUUGGAUUUGCUGCCUCAAGGAGAGAUAAUAUUUGUUAGAGCACCCCUUCAUCAUGGUGGACUUAUUCAUUGAUCGGGUCCUGCUAAAGAACAACAAGGACCAAGAUGAGCUGGACACAGAGCGUGAGAUCAUCAUGCGCCUGCAGAACCGAAUCCUGAUGCUCUUCUUUGCUUCUGCUACGUGUGAGACCUGCAGGCAGUUUGCGCCCACGCUCUCUGACUUCUACAAACAGUUGACAGAUGAGUUCUAUGUGGAUCGUGCUGCUCAGCUGGUUCUCCUGUACAUUAGUUUGGACCAGUCAGAGGAAGAGCAAGAAAGUUUCCUCAAAGAGCUCCCUAAAAGGUGCCUGUUCCUGGCCUAUGAGGACCCCUACAGGAGGGAGCUGGAGGCUAUGUUUAAUGUGGAGGAGGUGCCCACAGUGUUGGUGCUGCGUCCCGACUGCUCCAUCCUCAUCCCUAACGCCGUGGAUGAGAUACUCCGCCUUGGCCCAGACUGCUACCGCAACUGGCAGGAGGCAGCAGAGCUCAUUGACAGGAACUUCGUGAACAAAGAGGACUUUGAGGAGAAGUCCAUGCGCAGCUUCAGCGACCCUGUGAGAAGACUGAAGUAUAAGGUGGAAGAUGAAAAGAAGAAAAAGAAGAAGAAAAAGCGAAAGGGGUGGGGUGGAGGUGGAGAUGAAGGUGUGGAGGCGGAUGGAGGAGCGGGCGACAAGGAAGGAGGGGGAUCACCAUGGUGAUGGAGACCAGGAACGGGAGAAAAACACUGCUGAUUUGCCUAAAACUUGCUGCUGUCCUUUACAGAAAAAAAAUAUCGCAGAUAUUUCAGUAGAAAUGUGAAGCUGAUCUUAUUGUGACUGCCUUUGCUUCUGUGGUAAGCAAAGAUCGUGGUCUUACAACAGCUCCAGUGUACAGUACGUGGGCAGCAAACAACAAAAAGAAAUAUAACACUAUCUGCAGGAACACUGACAGCUGCUUUGAUUUGGCUGUAUUUGAUGUCUCUGAAUGCUGCCAAGUAUACAGUCGAGACAAGGUUUGGUCUGAGCCAAGUCUUGCCAUUACGGCUUGUUUUAUUACACACUGGAGAUGAUUAUAACCAUUUCUCCAUUUUCAACAACACAGCUCUGUAAUGCACUUUUUUAAAAUGAUAAUUUGUGCGUCCAAUCAAAACACACCAUGCAUAAUCUGAAAUCAAUGAAUUAUUCAGCGCCAUUAAAAUAAUUUUGUUAGUGA